AUGGCUGCCACGGCGGAGCCAGAUCCGUCCCUAGAUAGCCAGGAAGGAGCUGUCAAAGGAGCAGGCAGUGACCCCGACCCUGACAUGAGCCACACAGUGCCUGCAGAAGAGGAAGCCAUAAUUGCGGAGGUGGCUUUCCCUCAAGUUUCCUACAUGGCCGAUGAAGAACUUUGGGAGGAACAAUGUGGACAGGAGGCAGCCGGCCCAGAAGAGGAGACCCAGCUUGUCCAGCAGACAGAAGAUGGGAAAGAGAACUAUAAGCAGGAGUAUAAGAAUGAAGAGGACGACACAGGCGACACCCUCCAGGAAGAAGUGGAUGCCCAGGAGGAUGCAGAUGAUGAGGACGCCGCUGAGUAUCCCCUGGUACGGUUUAGGUCUCUGCUCUGGGGUCUGUUCCGUUCUCUUUUACACCGUUUGUAUCGUAACAACCAUAUCAUGAUCAGGUACCACACAGGCCAAGGCGAGGUUAGGCAACACCGUUCCUUGGAGUCUGGAGACCCAUGGGAAGAGCCUAUGCACUGGGAGGGUGAGAAGCUGUCAGAGGAAGAUGCACUCCAAAAGCUCCAGGAAUACCUGGAAUCAGACGACUACCAGAAUUUGGGUCAAUUCCAGGAACCCGUAGCAGGGGCUGAAUUCUGGGAGGCCAAAGAACCCAAACCAAAGACCAAGAUCAUGGAGGGCAGAGUUCUGACAAAAGCAGCCAUAUCCUCUGAGAUGGGAGCCUGUGCAUCCAAGGGGGCCAAGGCUAGGAAGCAGAGGCAAAAUCCACUAGGAAAAGGCAAUAAAAGCUUAGCUCAAGUAGUUAAGCAGCGGGUCAAUGCUCUUAAAAAUCUUCAGGCAAAAUAUGCCCAAAUAGAAUCCGGGUUUUACAAAGACCUUUACAAUCUUGAAAUGAAGUAUGCUGCCUUUUUCCAGCCUCUGUUUGAUAAGAGAUCUGAUAUCAUCAAUGCAAUUUAUGAGCCCACAGAAGAUGAGUGCCAGUGGGAAGUAAGUGCUCAGGAAGGAGUUGGAGUUGGUGAAGAAAUGAAAAGAGAACCCGAGGGAAAACUACAAAUAAGUGGCAUACCUCACUUUUGGUUGACAGCUUUAAAAAAUGUAAAGAUCCUUCGUAAACUGAUCCAAGAAAAAGAUGAACUGAUACUGAAGCACUUAAAAGAUAUAAAAAUUAAAUUUUCUGAGGUUGAAGAACCAAUGACCUUUGCCAUCAAAUUUUUCUUUGAGCCAAAUGAAUAUUUUUUUAACGAAGUUCUAACAAAAACAUACUGCAUACGAUCAGACCCAGAUGAUUCGGAUCCCUUCUUCACCAACGGGCCAGAAAUUAUCAGAAGCUCAGGUUGUGAGAUAUACUGGAAAGAGGGGAAAAAUGUGAUCAUGAAAACAAUCAAGCUGCCGAAAUUUGAGGGUAAUGGAAGUGUGUCAACCACCACAUGCAAGGUGCCCAGCUAUUCAUUUUUUACCUAUUUCUAUCCUUCUGAUUCUCCUGAAGGUAGAUUACUGGGUGUUACCAUUGAUUUUAAAUUGGCAUAUAUUUUCCGUGAACUUCUGGUCCCAAAAUCCGUUUUAGUCUUUAUGAAUGGAGCAGUUAAAUAUAGCUCUGAAAGUUCUGAUGAACUAUGCCAAGAAUAUGGAGAUAAGGAGAAGGAAGAAGAAGAAAACAAAGAACGAGAAGGAAGACCUAAAAAGGAUAUGGGUUCUGCAGAAGGCAAUCCCAGAUAA
Molecule: messenger RNA, 1716 nt
Organism: Chrysochloris asiatica (Cape golden mole)
Lineage: Eukaryota; Metazoa; Chordata; Mammalia; Afrosoricida; Chrysochloridae
Product: nucleosome assembly protein 1-like 1-like
Exons: 2
Coding region: 1-1716 (571 amino acids)
Biological process (GO): nucleosome assembly
Cellular component (GO): nucleus; chromatin
Molecular function (GO): histone binding; chromatin binding
Source: RefSeq, a predicted model, not a curated record